UAGCAUGGGGUUAAUAAUCUGCAUUCGACUGCUUUUAAUUGGAGAAACAGAGAUCGCUACUUUGUAACAACAAGAAAACUAAAACGACUUGCAUUUAACACAGAGAACAGAAGAUACAUUGAACCAACCAACCAACCAACCAAAGAAAGAGCGCUGUUUUAUAAAGAACAGAGGAUUUACAACGAAGCUGAGAACUAAAAAAAAAAAAAAAAAAAAAAAAAAAACUAACAAAAGAAAACAGAGGCGAAGAAACAUGCCAGCAAGCUUUAAGAAAAAUAACAACAAAUACAAAACAAUCGAUAUCUGAAAUGAGAGUGUUUGCACAUCGUUAGAAUACAACACAUUAAUGAAAGCAAUGGACGUAACAAUUCACCUGGCAAUAUUUGCAGGGCACGGUUCAGUGUAAUGAGGAUGGCAAGCGGAGGCAAGUCUGAGCCUGGCCCUGGUGGCUGAUUCAGGCUGACAAGGAAAUGCACCUCUCCUGGGUCGGAAUCAGCAAGCUCUGCUUCCUGCUCUCCCUGGUCUUCUGUGCCUUCCUGCUCCUCCUGAUCCCAGGCCUCCAACCCCCACGGAGGCAGGGCGACCUCCCCCAGCCUCGGCCUCAAGGCAAGACUGGGUGGGUGAAAGGAGGCAGUGUCGACCAACAGCCUCUCAAACCCAACAUCCUCCACCUCGUCAGGGCUGUGACUCCAGGUCCUGAUACUGAGGGGGUUUGGGGUAUGAAGGAACAGCCUGCAGGCCCGUUGAAAACUGUUGACAACAGAAACGACAGCGCUGAAGUCCUGGGCAGGAACCUGUCUGCUUACAACCUGGAUAAAAAAGACUCAUCAGCUUAUUCGAGAAGCACCAAUCCCCAAGGCUUGCCUGUGAAGGAACCCUUGAAGCAGGGAGACAUAUUUAUUGCUGUGAAAACAACAAGGAAAUACCACAAAUCUAGACUGGAUCUGCUGUUUCAAACCUGGGUAUCCAGAGCAAAAAAAGAAACUUUUAUUUUCACCGAUGGGGAAGAUAAGGAGCUAAGAGAAAAAGCAGGUGAUCAAAUGAUUAAUACCAACUGCUCUGCUGCACACACCCGGCAGGCACUGUGCUGUAAAAUGUCUGUGGAAUAUGACAAGUUCAUCGAAUCAGGAAAAAAGUGGUUCUGUCACGUGGAUGAUGAUAACUACGUGAACCUGGCCAGCCUGAUUCGCUUGCUGUCCUCUUACUCCCACACUCAGGAUGUGUAUCUGGGCCGCCCCAGCCUGGAUCACCCCAUAGAGGCUGCCGAGAGAGUCAAGAGCGAUGGAUCGGUCUCUGUGAAGUUCUGGUUCGCCACCGGAGGAGCUGGUUUCUGUAUCAGCCGGGGGCUGGCACUCAAGAUGAGUCCUUGGGCCAGUCUGGGUAACUUCAUCAGCACUGCGGAGAAGAUCCGUCUCCCCGACGACUGCACUAUCGGCUACAUCAUCGAGGCCCUGCUGGAAGUAAAAAUGAUCCACAGUCAGCUGUUCCACUCCCACCUGGAGAACCUGCAGAGACUGCCCAUCGACACGGUGCUCAGCCAGGUGACGUUGAGCUACGGUGAAUUUGAAAGGCACAGGAAUGUCGUUGGCAUCGAUGGGGCUUUCUCACUGGAGGAGGAUCCCUCACGGUUCAAGACUGUCCAUUGCCUUCUCUACUCUGAUACUAAAUGGUGUAGCAGUAAGAGAAGGCCAUGACUUGUCUAUCUUCACCUCUGGGCUA
Messenger RNA from Polyodon spathula (Mississippi paddlefish), 1719 nucleotides. Its product is annotated as beta-1,3-N-acetylglucosaminyltransferase radical fringe-like. Gene Ontology annotation, biological process: regulation of Notch signaling pathway. Gene Ontology annotation, molecular function: O-fucosylpeptide 3-beta-N-acetylglucosaminyltransferase activity. The coding region runs from base 471 to 1694 and encodes 407 amino acids. The record is from RefSeq and is a predicted model, not a curated record. NCBI's taxonomy places the organism in Eukaryota, Metazoa, Chordata, Actinopteri, Acipenseriformes, Polyodontidae. Gene Ontology annotation, cellular component: membrane. The transcript has 9 exons.